This is a messenger RNA of Symbiodinium sp. CCMP2592, 1371 nucleotides long. The record is from the annotation of a GenBank genome assembly. Lineage: Eukaryota; Dinophyceae; Suessiales; Symbiodiniaceae.
AUGAUGGGGUAUGUGUACAUGGGAAUUCGAGGCCUCGUCGAGGAGGUGAUUCUCCGUCAAGGCUGCCAGUUGACAGUUGGUAUCAUCCACUUUGCCCUGGAGGAUCUCUUUACCGAGUUGCAGACGAAGGCAUCGGCCUUGGACAGCGUGGAGUAUUUGGUUCGCAUGUCCUACUGCGAGCUCUACAUGGAGCGAGUGAACGACCUCUUGCGCAAGAUUGGCCCCCAGAGUCAGAACCUGGCCGUGAAGGAAGAUCCGGAAGGUCGAGGGUUCUACGCCGACGGAUUGAAAGAGAAAAUCGUGUCCUCUGCAGACGAAGUCCUUGCGAUCUUCACAGAGGCCGAGAAGAGGCGGCGCGUGGCCCAUACUCGAUACAACGAGGUUUCUUCUCGGUCUCACACGCUGCUCACACUUUGCGUGGAGUGCUCCAUGCCUUUGGAGGCGGAUGCCCCCCUGGGCGAAGACAACGAGCCAGCCCAGGUGACCCGCAUCGGCCGCUUGGUUAUCGUUGACCUGGCCGGGAACGAACGCUUGGAGGCCGGCACUGAGUACGUUGCGGAGUCCAGCAGCAUCAACAAGUCCUUGUUCUUCUUGGGCAAGGUCAUCGAGAAGCUGGCAGCGCGGGCCUGCAGAGGCAUGGCGCAGGCCUCAGAGGAUGGCGACCACGUCCCUUUUCGAGAUUCCAAGUUGACUCGCUUGCUGUCGGUUCAUCUCGGCGGCAACUCCCGCACCGGCCUUUUAGUCACUUUGACCCCAGCAGCAGAUGCUGUUGAGCAAAGCCUCACGACGCUGCGUUUUGCGCAGAAAGCAUCACAGGUGCGCUGUGUCGCCAAGCCGGUCCUGAUCAGUAAGGAGCAGUCACUGAUCGUCAAGCAAAGAGAGAUCAUCGCACAGCUCCACAACCAGGUCCGAAGCCUCCAGGAAGAGGUGCAGCAGCGUACGAGCUCGUUACCCAGUCGGUCGGGCGAGGACGACUUGGUCGCAGAAAGGCAGCAGUGCGCAGAGCAACUGCAGGCCCUGGUUCUCAGCUCGACGGAACACGGCCGCAGCUUCGUGUCGAAGAGCCGCGAGGUGGACACCGUGGUUACAGCCCUUCAUCGCAACAUGGACGUGCUCCAGAAGCAGAAGGCCCUUGUUGUCGAGAACAUGAAAGCGCUCUACAAAGCCGUCAACGACGUGAAUGCCUCCCUGACCCAUGCAGCAGAGGUCUUGAGGAGCGGAGAAGGACCAGAGACGGCUUCAUCCAUCCUCGCUGCCGCCGGUUCCGUGCCCGACAAUUCGGCUCCUUGGGCGCCGGCUGUUUUGGAGUUGCGGGAGAAGCUGGUGCUCCUCCUUGGCGCAGCUCAGAGUGGACCUUCGGAGGGAGGCUGA